Messenger RNA from Mesoplodon densirostris (Blainville's beaked whale), 8083 nucleotides. RefSeq names its product centromere protein J (gene CPAP). Gene Ontology annotation, biological process: centriole elongation; cilium assembly. The coding region runs from base 217 to 4263 and encodes 1348 amino acids. Gene Ontology annotation, molecular function: tubulin binding. NCBI's taxonomy places the organism in Eukaryota, Metazoa, Chordata, Mammalia, Artiodactyla, Ziphiidae. The record is from RefSeq and is a predicted model, not a curated record. The transcript has 18 exons. Gene Ontology annotation, cellular component: nucleus; centrosome; centriole.
CCCUGCCGGCAGGUGCGGUCUUGCAAAGCUUCGGGUUUGAAAGCUUUGCUGUGGGUUGGUGGCUUUCAAGGACGUGUACUUUGGGAGACCGGGAUGGAUGGUGCUAGACAGUGGGGAAUAUACAGAUACCUUCAAGGAACUCACAGCUUGGUGUCGGAAAUUAACAGCUCUUCUAGCUUUUACAUUAUUUAAAUACAGUAGUGUCGUUGGACUAAAAUGUUCCUGAUGUCAACCUCUUCGGAGUUAAACAGUGGGCAGAACUUCUUAACCCAGUGGAUGACCAAUCCUUCUCGGGCUGGGGUCAUAUUAAAUCGUGGAUUUCCUAUUUUGGAAGCAGAGGAAGAGAAGCGAGCAAAUGUGAACAUUUCUACCAGCUUUCCUAUUAAACCCACAGAUUUUUCAAAUAGCUUCAGCUUUAUAAGUGAAGAAGAUUCACUUCAUGAAGAACAGAAGUUGGAGCCCAACAGCCCUUACAAGUUACAAUCAGAUAAAUCUGAAGCACAGAGAGUCUUUCCUUCAACUAAAGAGGGAACACAAAUAGUGGCAUGUCAGCAUGCUCCUGGACACUGGGAAGAUAACAAAAAUGACCUUAUUUCAGAUCCUGUGAGUGAAUUCAAAGAAAUGGCUUAUAAAGACCCACUUUUUAAAAAGCUUGAACAGCUGAAAGAAGUACAACAGAAGAAGCAGGAACAACUGAAGAGGCAACAGUUAGAGCAACUGCAAAGGCUCAUGGAGGAACAGGAGAAGCUGCUCACCAUGGUGUCUGCGCAGCAUACACUCCCAGUGCCUGACGACCAGAGCCAGAAGUACAGAUCUCCAGGAAAUUCAGCCACUGCAGAGAAACCCACGCCCUUCUUACCAUCAUAUAUCUACCAGAAUCAAACCCAAGAAAAAAACCACACUUCCAACAUUUUAUCUGAUGAACAAAACAACUUCCGUAGAACUACUCAUCAAGAUUUUGUCUUAACUUCAAAAAGUGGUGCUUCUCCUAAUUUGUUUUAUGAGGCUCAAUAUCAAGAAGCGCUUGUGAAAAAAAAUGAUUUGAAGGAAGAAAACCAUAACCAUCCUAAAGGAGAAGGUAUUUUACCAUGUUCGGAGGAAAUGACGGAACAGAUUCAGGAAGAGAACAAUACGAACUUAAAAAAAAUUGGUGAUUCCUCGGAAGUGGUUAAUAUUGAAGAAAGGCCUAUUAAAGCUGCUAUUAGAGAAAGGAAACAAACCUUUGAAGACUACUUAGAAGAACAAAUUCGGUUGGAAGAACAAGAACUGAAACAAAAACAGCUAAGGGAAGCAGAAGGAUCCUUGCUAAUCAAAGCAAAACCAAAACAACCAUUCUUAAAACGAGGGGAAGGUUUAGCUAGGUUUACUAAUGCUAAAUCUAAGUUUCAGAAGGGGAGAGAAAAUAAACUAGUCACUACUCACAGCAGUUCAGAGGACAAACCUGUGUUUAAAUUAGAUAAACAACAAUUCCAGCGGAAAACUGCUCUUACAAAUAAAGAACUGUGUACAGAGAACCUUCCUGUCAAAAAGAACAGUAAAGCCAGAACAAAGAGUGGUUGUGUCACACUCAGUCAGAAGCCGAAAGUGCUUAAGGGUAACAGUAGGAAAAGUCUUUCUCCAGCAGGAUUGAAGAUACUGGCAGGGAAGAAAUGUGACGGGCAAUUUAGAGGUCAGAUCAAUUUAGAAAAAAAGGUAGAAUCUAAUAAUAAAGAAAAUGUACCCGAGUGUACAAAACCUUGUGACGUUGGUUGCAAAAUCAGGAAUAAGACACAAGGUAAAGACAGACUUUCCCUUUUGACAGGGCUGGCCAGCUGUGUGGCUUCUAAGAGCCCAGUAAGUGAGACUUCGAAAGAGUCAGAAUCUUCUCUUGACAUUUCUCUUCAGAAAAAGUUAGAGAAUUGGGAACGAGAAAAGGAAAAGGAAAAUUUGGAAUUAGAUGAAUUUUUGUUUUUAGAACAAGCUGCUGAUGAAAUAUCAUUUUCUAGUAAUUCCUCAUUUGUACUGAAGAUCUUAGAGAGGGACCAACAGGUCUGCAGAGGUCACCGGCUGUCUUCUACCCCCGUCAAAGCUGUGCAGCCAGAGAAGACAGCAACACCGGAUCCCGUUAGUGAGUGUAACCAAAAUGAGGAUCCAGACCGUACCACAUGUGAAAGUAAGCGUGAGUGUGAGGUUGCACCCAAACAACCUGAUACAGUGUCCUCACCUGAUGCAUCGCAGGAACAGUCCUGUAAAGUCAGUCGGAAAGUGUUCCAGAUGAGCACUUGGGAAAGUCCAACUAGGUGGAAUGCAAGCGAUGACGAAGGUGGUACAGACAGUGAUGAUAGCACUGAUUCUGAGGAACAACUUGAUGUCACCAUAAAACCAUCAUCUGAGGAUAAGGAAAGGGGCUUCAGCAGCAGAGAAGAUAGUCCACAAGUCUGUGAUGGGAGGGGACCUUUAAGGGACACCAGGACUCAAGAAGAAGAUAAGAGGAGAGAUGUUGAUUUAGAUUUGUCUGAUAAAGAUUACAGUAGUGACGAGUCUAUCAUAAUAGCAAGCUUGAAAAAUAAAGCUUCUGAUUCCUCAAGCAGACACCCAUCUGUGAGUAAAAUUGACUUUGAUGAUGAAAGAACUUGGACUGACUUUGAAGAUGAUUCAUUUAAACAUGAUGUUAUUCUUGGGAAUGAAGCCAUUUAUGGGACUCCCCAGACAACCUACCCUAAUAAGAGUGAAAUAUGUGUACUGGACAAAACAAUAAAAAGGAAGGUUGCACCAGUCAAGAAGGGAGAAGACUUGAAUAAAUCCAGUAGGAGCACAAGUCCUCCUACCUCGGAUCUGAUGAUGAAAUUCUUCCCUUCUUUGAAACCAAAAUCAAAAUCAGAUUCACGCUUGGGAAAUGAACCCAAGUUAAACAUAAAUCAAGACCAACCACCUGGUGACAAUGCUCGGUCUCAAGUUUUGAGAGAGAAAGUUAUUGAAUUGGAAACAGAAAUAGAAAAAUUUAAAGCUGAGAACACAUCUUUAGCUAAACUUCGCAUUGAACGAGAAAGUGCCUUGGAAAAACUCAGGAAAGAAAUUGCUGACUUUGAACAACAGAAAGCAAAAGAAUUGGCUCGAAUAGAGGAGUUUAAAAAGGAGGAAAUGAGGAAAUUACAAAAGGAACGCAAAGUUUUUGAAAAGUAUUCUACAGUUGCGAGAACUUUUCCGGAUAAAAAAGAACGUGAAGAAAUACAAGCUUUGAAGCAGCAGAUAGCAGAUUUACAGGAAGAUUUGAAAAGAAAGGAAGCAAAAUGGUCCAGUACACAUGGCCGUCUUAGAAGCCAGAUAGAAAUGUUGGUCAAAGAGAACACAGACCUCCGGGAGGAAAUAAAAGUGAUGGAAAGGUUCCGACUAGAUGCCUGGAAGAAAGCCGGAGCCACCGAGAGCAGCACCAGGAUGGGGCAGUGUGUGACGGCCUCGAGAAGAGACGGGUCCACGAAGUCAUCAGUUCGAUUUCCAAAGAAUCAAGUUUCUUCAGGAACCCAGGUAGAAAAGUACAAAAAAAACUGUUUGCCAACACAAGGCAAUCCAUCUCGAAGAUCCAAGUCUGUGUCUCGUGAUUUAGGCGAUUCGGAUAAGGGACAAAUAGCCUUACCCAGGGCACCUGAACCAGUGAACUCUCCAGAUCCUGAAUGUAAAGAAGAGGAUGAAAAAGAAGGAAAAGAAGAAAUUCAGGGAGAAAUCAGCCAUCCUGAUGGAAAGAUAGAAAAGGUUUACAAGAAUGGGUGCCAUGUUAUAUUGUUUCCAAAUGGAACCCGAAAAGAAGCGAGUGCAGAUGGAAAGACGGUCACUGUCACUUUCUUCAACGGUGAUGUCAAGCAGGUCAUGCCGGAUGGGAGAGUGAUCUACUACUACGCAGCCACACACACCACCCACACCACGUACCCAGAAGGACUGGAAGUCUUACAUUUCUCAAGCGGACAGAUAGAAAAACAUUUCCCAGAUGGAAGAAAAGAAAUCACGUUUCCUGAUCAGACUAUCAAAAACUUGUUUGCUGAUGGACAAGAAGAAAGCAUUUUCCCAGAUGGUACAAUUGUCAGAGGGCAACGAGAUGGCAACAAAAUCAUAGAGUUUAAUAAUGGCCAAAGAGAACUACAUACGGCCCAGUUCAAGAGACGGGAGUAUCCAGAUGGCACUGUUAAAACUGUGUAUACAAACGGUCUUCAAGAAACCAAAUAUUCAUCUGGUCGAGUAAGAGUUAAAGACAAGGAUGGUAAUGUUCUAAUGGACACAAAAUUGUCAUGAUCCUUGUGUAUGGCUAAUCAUGAAAUAACACUAACUUGAUCUUCUUUAAAAAAAUGUCCAUUUCUUGUGGAUUCUGUGGUUUAAUUUAUAUAUACUGUGUGUGUGUAUAUAUAUAAAUGGAAAAGAUUGUUUGGAAUAUAAAACUUGAUGCCUUUUUUCAUAAUGUUUGAAGUGCACAGGGACAGCUUUCAUUUUUAGUUCACCUACCUUGUCUUUCUACGGUUCUAACCAGUAUAGACUUCUAACAAGUGGAUGCUUUCAUUGGUUGGAGAUGGUUAUGAGAGCCAAAAAGUACAAGAAACACAGUAUCACAGAUUUUCCCACCGCCUACCUGUCCUAUGAAGGUCUUGCUCAGAAAGUUUACUGAAGGAGUAAGAGGAUUUCUCCAGUCAAAAUAUUACUGUGCUCAAUUAGUACUAAAAUUAAAGCAUUAGCUACCACAGAGUUCACAGAAUUGGAAGUUAAAACAGUGACUGAGUACAAAUAAACAGUAAAACAGGCAGAAGAGUUCAUUCUAUGAGUGCAGAUAAAUCUCAUAGGAGGAGAAAGCAGUUGUAACGAGGGUGACGGCUGAGAAAGGCGGGGCGUGAAAACUAACCAGCCAGUGUUAACUGAUUGAUAGACCACAGGUGCCUUGACCUUAUUACCUGUAAGACCGGGCUGACAGAAGCAAGAUGUCCUUGAAGAGGGGGGCCAAGUCACCUACAAGUAGAGUUACAUAGUAAGUUUGGUCUAGUCACUUAGUGCAGUCUGACAGUAGUGCUGGGCAGUAACUCCGUUUUUUUAAAAAGCCACAUGUAUUAAAAAUUCCAGUGAUUUAAAACUGAAUAACAAAAAAGUUUAAAACUUUUCAAAGAAAAUAAGUAAUUAUAUAUAUAUAUAUAUUACCUCAGGAAUAGAGAAAGAUUUUAAAAUUUUAUUUUUUUAAUUAUUAUUAUUUUUUGGCUGUGCUGCACCUCUUGGGGGAUCUCAGUUCCCAGACCAGGGACUGAACCCAGGCCACAGCAGUGUAAGUGCCAAAUCCUAACCCCUAGACCAUCAGGGAGCUCCCCAGAGAAAGAUUUUUAAAUGAGACACAGCACAAACCUUAGAAGGUUGAUGAGUCAGAAGUUUCUGUUUGUCCAAAGAUACCACAAAAGAGAGUAAAGUCACAGCCUAGGAAAAGAAACACGUAUCUGACAAAGGAUUAGUAACCAGAAUAUAUGAAGAAUCCCUAUUAGUUAAAAUAGGUAAUUACAAACAAAGGAUAUUAAUAAGCAAUAAACUGACUAAAACCAGUAAAUGCAUAUUUCAACAAUGAGGUACCUUUUUACAUUAGUGUCAUAAACUGGCAAACAAUGGUCUGGCCACACCACAUGUUGGCAAGGAACUUGGACUACUGAUGGUAGAAUUAGCUGGUAAAAUCACUUUUUUGGAAAGCAAUUGCUUCAUGACCUAGUACUAAAUUCCACUAAAGUAUAUUUACUAGGAAACCCCUCACAGGUGCAUAAGGGGUUGUACAGCAGAGUAUCUGUAAUUGAGAAAAAACUGGUAACGACCUAAAUAUCUAACAACAGAAUAAAUUAUAUGCACAGAUGGAUGUAACAGUGAAAGUGAAUAAAAUAGAGCUAUGCAUACCAAUAUGCAUUAUAUAGUGGAAAUUAGGGGAAAAAGGUAAUUGUGUGAGACUGCACACACAAAAAUAUACAGAGCAACACUAUGUCUUAUUUAUGGAUGCAUGCAUAUACAAUAAAGUUAUAAAGAGCUACAUAAGAAUGAUAAACACCAAAUUCACAGUAUUCACCUCCUCUGUAAAACAGUGACUGGGGAAGGGUAGAACAGAGGCCUACAACUGUGCUGAUGAUGUCUUAUUUCUUUAGUGGAAUGUACAUUAGUUAUAAAAUGAACUAAAUAUGUUUUUUCUAACGUGCCUGAAAUAUUUCAUUUAAAAAUUACAGUAAAAUGAAAUAAGUAAAUACUUGAAAGCAAAUAUUUAUUAACUUUUUUGGAACAAUUCCUAACAGUUCAAUAUGUAAAGAAAAGAAAAAAAAGGCCCGCACUAUUGCAGAACAAGUCAAGAAAAAUAAGCCUGAAACGGUCUACAUAUAACAGAAAACUUUCUUCUGGGCUGCUACAGAUGCUCUGUACUGUAAACCUGAAAAACAAAAGGUGUGUUCUUUUAAACCUUUGCUUAAGGUUCAAAUACAGUUACUGAAUCACGUUACAUUUAUGUGAUAAAGAGUGAGCUGUUUACCAAAGAACUUUAAUAACCUUGUUAUCAGGGCACUGUGCUCAAUUAGUACUAAAAUUAAAGCAUUAGCUUUAGUGCUGCAUGUGUAGCACAGCGUUCUGUGCUUAUUUAUAGUGCCCACUUUCUGCUGCUCUCCUCCUGCCCCCAUAACCAUCUGGCACCAUGAAUGGUCAGGACAGCCGUUCCAAGCAAGCGUUUUUAUAGCUAUGGAACCUCUUUGUUACUGGUACUGAACAGGUAAGAAGGGCCCAUGAAGGAGAGAUCUACAGGAGAGAUUCCGGUUGAGCUUUGUUGUCAUUCCUUUGACAAAUCAAGGAAAGGCCAAAGGUGCUUUUCAGGGCAACUUAGUAUGAAUCUCUGCUACAUCAGUCACAUGCCGUAUGCUGACUGUAAGGGUGAACAAGGAGUCGUGGUACUUACAUCACUCAUCUUGGUCUGCAAGCCCCAUUUCUACUAAUGACAUAUGAACUGGAUACCGUUCAUCUUCAUAUAAUGUCACUAUUUGUUCUGGUACCUGAGCCUAAAAUUAGAAAGAUACGUGUCAAGAAAACACCAUCAUGUCUUUGCUGCCUGUUCCUCCUACAACUGGCAGGAGGGACAAGGCAUUCUCUAAGUUUAUUUAUAAUUUAUACGUUGUUACUUUCAAAAGGUAUCUUGAUGGUUUCUUGCUAAGUCCCAUUCUUGCCAUCUUUUACUUUAUUUAAAAUGUAACUCUCCCCAAAGUUUUCCUAGAUUGAGCCAGUGGGCUUAAAUACUACCAUCCCUGUUAAAUUCAUUUACAUUCUACACAUAAAGCAUACCUUUAUGCAUACAGUCACCAAAUUUUCAGUGUUACUCAUAGAGGUGAAUACACAGGUAUUUAUAAGAACAUUUGUUAUUUUCACUGGCUUCUUGAGAGAAACCCUGCAUAAGCUAUUUACACCACUGCACACACAGGAACAUGGUAUGUACAAAGGUUUCCAAAAAGCACUUUCUAGUAAUAGCACUGCUUCAUUAAGAGCUCAUUCUUGUCACAGCCAGUAUAUCAGAAAUCCCCCAAAUCAGGGCAAGCUGGACUGAAACAACCGUGGUGAGGAGGAGGGUGAACCGGACUGAAACAACGGUGGUGAGGAGGAGGGUGAACCGGACUGAAACAACGGUGGUAAGGACGAGGGUGAACCGGACUGAAACAACGGUGGUGAGGAGGAGGGUGAACCGGACUGAAACAACCGUGGUGAGGAGGAGGGUGAACCGGACUGAAACAACCGUGGUGAGGAGGAGGGUGAACCAGACUGAAACAACCGUGGUGAGGAGGAGGGUGAACCGGACUGAAACAACCGUGGUGAGGACGAGGGUGAACCGGACUGAAAGAACCGUGGUGAGGACGAGGGUGAACCGGACUGAAAGAACCGUGGUGAGGACUGGGGUGAACCGGAGAGCAUGCUCCCACCUAGAGAGACUGCUGUUGCACCCCUGGUGCUGUCAUUGCAGAAGAUUUUGUAAUACUUACAAAUAAGACUUUUUGUAUAAUUUUCCAAUUUUAAAACAGCUGUGCAGUAAAUUAAACAUGGUUACAAGCUAGAUACAGCCUUUGAGCCACCCCUUUGUGAC